Messenger RNA from Acanthopagrus latus (yellowfin seabream), 2325 nucleotides. It is a transcript of the gene gstcd, whose product is annotated as glutathione S-transferase, C-terminal domain containing. The transcript has 12 exons. The record is from RefSeq and is a predicted model, not a curated record. Lineage: Eukaryota; Metazoa; Chordata; Actinopteri; Spariformes; Sparidae. The coding region runs from base 161 to 2116 and encodes 651 amino acids.
CGACAGCAGACGGAUGAUGGCGCUGUCGAGCUAAGCUACCUUUAGCACAAGGACAGAAGAAGCAGCAGCACGGUGCCAGGAAGCGUGUACCAUAACAACGUGGUUUGAUAGAAAUAGCCUGUGUAUGUGUCCGCAUUACUAACGCUGUUAACUAUCCACUAUGACGCACACCGAGAUAAAGCGACACCCGUCCCUCUAUCUGGAGGUUUGCUCCCAGAAUGAAGAACUGCGUCUUCCCCUGCACACCUCCAUCGCCCUUUUUCUCCUCUCCUACUGCGACUGCAAGUCUUUCAAAGUGUUCCUUGUCUCCACCGAACCUGGCAGCUCCCAGUCACCGAGGAGUCAGCUGUCAGAGUCCGUGGAUGUGACUGACGUUCAGCUGGAGGAUCUGCCCCAGCUGGUGCGAGGCUGCCGCCUCCCUGCUGUGCUGGAUGAGACUGGGAGUCUCUGCAGGGCAGGACUGGCUGUGGUCCUGAGACACAUCAUCAACAAGACUUUACAGGCUGACCCCUCAAGGAAUGAUGUGUUGGCUCUGCUGGGGUUCAAGAAGACCUGUCUGAAGGCCUGUGCUGAGGUGAGCAAGUGGACCAGACUAUGUGAAAUUGGCAUCCCCUCCGCUGUUGAAGAACACCUCAAAAACCCCAACAAUCAAUAUCAGCAGCCGCCUCUAUCCAUCCUCACCCUGGAGCGGAGGCUGGCCGAGCCCGUCAAAGUCCACAAUGAUGACAAAAUACGGAGACAGAAACUCCAAGAGCAGAGACAGAAGGAAAAGAAUGAGUCCCCUGAAGGCGGAGGGAUCCCAGACUCUGGGUCCGAACCUGGACAGUCAGCUCAGGUCUGUGAUGGACUGGAGCUCAGGGCGGCUCUGGCCAAACUAUCUGUGGAUUCAGUUCCGACUCCGACCACCAGAGAGAACUCUGAGAUCAGGAAAGUGAAGACCACAGACCUGCCGCCGCUUGAGCAUGUGUUUGCAGAGGGACUGUACUUCACUCUGACUGAUGUAGUGCUGCUGCCAUGCAUCCAUCAGUACUUGUGUUCCCUCCUAGCAAACGCCGCGAGCACUCUUCAUCAGCUCCCCCACCUGCUGCGCUGGUACAGCCGUGUUCAGGAGGUACCUGGGGUCCUCCGGGCAGCCGAGGCCUGCGGGAUGGCCCUCUCCAUCCCCCAACUUCCAGCGUCCUCAGACCUCCUGGGACCGUCAGCAGAGGACAACCCAACCAGCCUACUGGAGCAAGAAGAAGGCCAGGAGAUGAGCACGCAGCCUCCCUUUGUCGGCGGCCCAAGACCAACAAUGACUAAACUUCAAGAAAAUGGCAUCGAGGCCGCCUUCGCUCCUCAUCCCUGCCCUGCCUGGACCCUCCCUUGGGACAGCUUACCAGGCGCCAUCAACCCCACUGAAGGGAAAAUGUCAAAUAUCCGUGCAGCCAGGAAGAGGCAACAGCUGAAUAACUUGGUCGCCAUGGUUACGGAGCUAGCGAGGCCGGGGUACACCGUUGUGGAUUUCUGCAGUGGAACGGGUCAUGUAGGAAUCGUUCUGGCUCACACGCUUCCAGAUUGCCAGGUCAUCCUCAUAGAGAACAAAGAGGAGUCACUGGUCAGAGCCCAGAGUCGCAGCACCGAGCUUGGCCUGAAAAACCUCAGUUUCAUUCAGGCCAAUUUGGAUUACUUCACUGGAGCGUUUCACAUCGGGGUUGCCCUCCAUGCAUGCGGCGUUGCAACAGACAUGGUGAUGGAGCACUGCAUCCAGGCAGGAGCCGCCUUCGUCAUCAGCCCCUGUUGCUACGGCUUCAUCCAGAAUGCAAUCAAGUUCAGCUUCCCCAAGAGCAAAAAGUUCCAAGAGACUCUGACUUACAAGGAACACAUGAUCCUCUGCCGCUUCGCAGACCAAACCGCCGUCCAGCUCCCUCCUGACCGCCGACUCAUAGGUAAACAGUGUAUGGGCCUGGUAGACUUGGACCGCUCGUGGGCAGCAGAGACUCAUGGGUACUCCGUGCUGGUGAUGACUAUGGAGCCCGAAAGCUGUUCACCGAAGAACAACAUGCUCGUGGGAAGGCCGCCGCAAAACAACGGCCUGGAAGUCGGUGCUGGCCAACUGGAAGCACCGGCGCAUAAUUAGGACUGUGGGCAGAGGAUCUUCAGCCGGUGCGACCGGGGGUUAGAUAAAUUACUCGGCCUCUGUGGCUACUGGCUGUGUCAUGACGGUGCUGAGAAUAUAACUACAUUUUAUCCACCAUGGACUUUUUCUUUUUAUCCAUUUUUUUUACAUGCUCUUUUGUAACAAAAAAAAUAACAACCUUGGAAAAUAAAACCCGUAUUUGCUUAUUA